UUACAACAAUGUCAUCUUCCUCUUCCUCAACAAUUAUUCUAUACAAUGAAAAUCCAAAAGAAGCAUCAAAAACAACAACAAUUAUUAAUUCUUCCCCAAUUCAAUUAUCUAAUGGAUCUUUUGUUUGGCUUAACCAAUUAAAUUUUAAUUUGGCUGAUAAUAUGGAACAAUGUUUUCAAGCUUUAACAUCUGCUGGUCUUCCAAUAUCUCCCAAUCAGUCUGCUGAUUCCGUGCCUUGGUGUAAUGCUACUUGGGAUACUGUACUUUGUUGGCCAGCUACACAAGGAGGACAAUCAGUUACUUUGCAAUGUCCACCAUUAAAAGGGCUUGAUCCUUCUAAAACGAUAACCAAAUAUUGCCAUUCUUCGGGUAAUUGGAUGGGAAAAACAGAAAAUGAUUUUUCCCGUCCCCAUGGAUGGACUAAUUUUACAAUGUGUUUUACUAGAGAAGUUGUAGCAAUAAUGCAACAAUUAGACAAUGGAACUCUUUAUGAAGCUCAAGAAGUUGCUAAAAAUGCUAGAAAAUUGGAAUUUGUUGGAUUGGGUUUAUCCCUAAUUUCGUUGCUUUUUUGCGUUGCUAUAUUUACUAGUUUUCGCCGUCUUCGAGUAUUUCGAAACCUUUUACACCUCCAUUUAAUGAUAGCAAUACUUGCAAUGGUUUUAUUACGUUUAGUUCUCUACAUUGAUUUAAUAUUUACUGAUAGACUUGGACAUCAACAAUUAGUUAAUCCACAGGGGAGAACUAUUAACACAAUGGUUUUUGUUUGUGAAUUGAUGUUUUUUCUGUUGGAAUAUUUUAAAUCUGUUGCUUUUUGGUGGAUGUUUUUAGAGGGUCUAUUUCUUCACAACCAACUAGUAUUAGCUGUAUUUAAUACAACCCCACAUUUAUGGCCAUAUUUAUUAACUGGUUAUGGUGUUCCUUUUAUUCACACUCUUGGCUGGUUAAUUAUACUUUUUAUAAAGAAGAAUGGAAAAUUGGAAAGGUGUUUGGGUAGUUAUUAUUUGGAGGUUGAAUUUUGGAUAUUGGAUGGACCUAGAUUGGCACAACUUGUUAUCAACACACUUAUGCUUAUCAAUGUUAUUAGAGUAUUGUGGCUUAAAGUUCGCGAUUCACGCUCUAGUAGUGAACUGCAAAGAACAAAAAAAUCUGUCAAAGCAGCUUUAAUGCUAAUUCCUUUGUUGGGUAUUCCCAAUAUUAUGCAAACAAUUCCUUUCUCGCCCACACAAGACAAUAUUACUUAUUUUGCCAUUUGGACUUAUUGUGCUUCUUUUACUUAUAUGUAUCAAGGAUUUAUGAUUGCAAUAAUUUAUUGUUUUACCAAUCGCGAAGUACAAACAGUCCUUAAAAAUUGUUACAAUCGUCACCGUCUAAAGCAUUCCCGUCCCUUAGAUAGGCAUAAAGGUGGAGGUUCUCAUUAUACUCAAAUAGCUUCAAAAUACAAUAAUAACAACAAUAGUAGCUCCAAUGGAAUAAAUAAUAACAAUGAUAAUGAAAAACAACGUGGAGGGAAACUUGUUAGUGGGGGGCAAAUAGCGAGUGUUGAUAGUGGAGAAAGAUUUUUAUUUAUUCGGUCAAAAAUGAUACAAGAAUUGGAGGAUAGAGAAGGAGGAAACAAUAAUAUUAAACAACUAAAUGAAUCCAAAAACAACAUUAAUAACAAUUCAAUAUCAUCAAACCAUCAAUAUACCAAACGUUGUUCUUUACCUAUCAAUAAACACAAAAGACAUCCAAUACUUCCCUCUACAAAAAUUAAAUUAAAAAAGCAAUUAUCAAUUCAUCAAUAUCAAGAAACGAAUAAUAAUAUUGAAGAGGAGAAUUAAAAAAAACUUUGUAUAUUUUUUAAAAAUUACGGGUAGUGAGGCUGUGCGCCAAGCAAAAAUUUUUUGCUUGGAACGCCAGACUAAAAUUAUUAUUUUUUAUUUUUGCAUAAUAUAUAUUUUUUUAUU
Meloidogyne enterolobii is the source of this 1946-nucleotide messenger RNA. The record is from the annotation of a GenBank genome assembly. NCBI's taxonomy places the organism in Eukaryota, Metazoa, Nematoda, Chromadorea, Rhabditida, Meloidogynidae.